CAAGAACAGAGUCGGUGGCUUCUUCCGGAAGGAGGCCGGAAGUUGGUUUCGGCUGCAGAGGCGAAGGCGGCUACCAGUGUAAAGCCAGAACUGAGGUUCUUGAUGCAAUGGGUGAACCACAGCAAGUGAGUGCACUCCCACCACCUCCAAUGCAAUAUAUUAAAGAAUAUACAGAUGAAAAUAUUCAAGAAGGCUUAGCUCCCAAGCCUCCCCCUCCAAUAAAAGACAGUUAUAUGAUGUUUGGCAAUCAGUUCCAGUGUGAUGAUCUUAUCAUCCGCCCUUUGGAAAGUCAGGGCAUCGAACGGCUUCAUCCUAUGCAGUUUGAUCACAAGAAAGAACUGAGAAAACUUAAUAUGUCUAUCCUUAUUAAUUUCUUGGACCUUUUAGAUAUAUUAAUAAGAAGUCCUGGGAGUAUAAAACGAGAAGAGAAACUAGAAGAUCUUAAGCUGCUUUUUGUACAUGUGCAUCAUCUUAUAAAUGAAUACCGACCCCACCAAGCAAGAGAGACCUUGAGAGUCAUGAUGGAGGUCCAGAAACGUCAACGGCUUGAAACAGCUGAGAGGUUUCAGAAGCACCUGGAACGAGUAAUUGAAAUGAUUCAGAAUUGCUUGGCUUCUUUGCCUGAUGAUUUGCCUCAUUCGGAAGCAGGAAUGAGAGUAAAAACUGAACCGAUGGAUGCUGAUGAUAGCAACAAUUGUACUGGACAGAAUAUACAAGAAAGAGAAAAUUCGGGUCACAGGAGAGAUCAGAUUAUAGAGAAAGAUGCUGCCUUGUGUGUCCUAAUUGAUGAAAUGAAUGAAAGACCAUGAAAGAUG
This is a messenger RNA of Callithrix jacchus (white-tufted-ear marmoset), 815 nucleotides long. RefSeq names its product mediator complex subunit 7 (gene MED7). Gene Ontology annotation, biological process: regulation of transcription by RNA polymerase II. Lineage: Eukaryota; Metazoa; Chordata; Mammalia; Primates; Cebidae. The record is from RefSeq and is a predicted model, not a curated record. Gene Ontology annotation, molecular function: transcription coregulator activity. Gene Ontology annotation, cellular component: mediator complex.